Molecule: messenger RNA, 1308 nt
Organism: Heterotrigona itama
Lineage: Eukaryota; Metazoa; Arthropoda; Insecta; Hymenoptera; Apidae
Source: the annotation of a GenBank genome assembly
CAGAACACAGAUUAGAAAAUCAGACACACUGCUUCACAGUAGAAAAAAAUAGUUUCAGCAGGGAAGUUUAAUUUUGCAAAAAUGAGAGAAGGUGCGAGGGGACGUUCAAAGUUUUCGCGUUGAGAUGAGACAAAAACAGCUCGCGCAAAUUAUAAGAGUUCGGAACAGUUCGUUAUGUCACACUCGGACGAUCCGGAUGUCUCUGUGUCCAUUGUUCAUCAGAGAUCAUGCCCGGUUCGCAUUAUUGGGUCAGGAUAGGGCAGGGCAGGGCCGUUUUGGCGGGUAUAUUUUGUCCCCUGUCCUGUCCCGAUAGUGAGAAUCGGACUUACUCGAGGCUCGAGGUCCAAGCAAGAAGAGGAUUUCAUCAGUCCAACCGGAAAUCGACGUUCCACCCGCUGUGAACACGACUUCCGCUUCUUCCCCAGCCAGCAGCGUUGCAAGAUGGCUGUUCCCGAUUUGCAUUAUUGGGUCAGGAUAGGGUAGGGCAGGGCCAUUCGGCAUCACCAUUCUGUCCCCUGUCCUGUCCCGAUAGUGAGAAUCGGUGCUGGAUCGGGAUUGCCAACGACUGGCCAUUUCUUCCACUCGUCUUUCUCCCCGCAGCUUCUGGAUAUUUUCGCGCGAUCUUUCGAACUUCUGCGAACGUAAAUUCAUUUAUCAAUCACCGAUGAAAAAAGUAUUUCUUUUUUUUUUUUUUUUUUUUUUCCGUAAUAGAAUUCGUAUUUUUUCUUUUUUUUUUUUUAUUUCAAUUGAUGGAAUAUAUUCUUUCGUAUAUUAUAAAUUUGUACGAGAUCAAGUUUCAUACAAGAUGUAAAUGUAAAGGUGUACUUUCGAGAUUAUUUGGCAAUACUAUUGCUCAAGUUUGGAACUUGAAGAUGAUUUAACGUGUAUGAGAUUUCGACUGGUGCACAGAUGCUUCUUUCAGGUCUGAUUAUUCGUAUUUGUUAACGUUGAUAAAAAUCACGGUGGUGGUUUCUACUUCUUUGAUUGAAACAUCAUCUACGAACAGAUACUAAGCAAUGUAAAUAGCAAUGGCUGAUUCCGUAGAAUGAGAAGCUCGCUUUCAAACAUUACAUUUUUUGUGAAAAUAUGGAUAAUUGUAUUGUUAGAAAUUUGGAUAAAAAAAAGGAAACAUUUUGUACUGUGAAAACAACGUUACAACGUUAAACGCUCUACUUUCGAGAUUUUACGAUUCUUGUGUUCUUGCAUGUUUAAAAUAAAUCCGUAUAAAGUUGUAUAAAAAUCCGCGGUUACUUGUUUAUUGCUUUGUAAUUAUAUCAAGUUUAUUAUUAUUAUGUUAGAAACAAAUGA